AUUUUGUAUUAAUAACAAUACGUAAGCUUCAUAAAAAUAUUGAGACUAUUGUUGUACACGUUUGAAACUAAAUAUAAGGCAAAUUUUCAUAUUCAUGAAAGCAAAUACAUGAAGUUAACAUUAUGAACAUACACAAUAAUCAUGUUAUUAACGAUCCUUUAGCUGUUAUUUAUAACGAAGGACACUGGCGACUAAGUAAUGUGUCUCCUUUGUUUAACAUACAAUCAAAUGCAAUUAAAUUUAAACAAUAUGCGUCAAAGAUUCGUCAAGGUAUAAUAACUGCGAUUCCAGCUAAGCCUGGUAUAAAAUUUACUGUAGUUAUAGAGGCACAGCCAUACUUGAAAUACAAUGAAGAUGAUCCAGAAGCUUUUAUGAUCAAUGUGUCAUCUCAAGAAAGUAAUAAAUCUAAGAUAGUAUAUACAUGUAUUCUUCUGUCUUGGGGAGUAACUAUGAAAGUGCCUGAAAGUAUACAUCUGCCAUUCAUGCUGGAACAUGGUGAGAAAAGGAUUGGAGCAUCAGUGAAGUCUACAUUACAGUCAUUGUUUGACUGCACAAUUAAACAAUUCUAUUUUUCACAGCAUCAACUCUUACGAUUUGGCUUUGGUUUUGUUGAAAAUGAUACAUCACGGAGCACCGAUCCAUUCACAUUAUGCUUCUCUGUCUUAGCCGAUCACAAGAAUAAGCUAAGCUUAUCAUUUGAAGUUGGGGAUGUGAAUAUGAUUUGGCAUCGAGCAAAGGGUGAUUCUACAGCAUCGUCAAAAACAGAUAAAUUGGCUUACCAGAUAUUGCAGAAUCAGAUAUUCUUCUCAAUGCAAUUAGAUGUGACACCUUUAGACCUAUGUGAAAUAAAUCUCACCAAAGCUGAAGUGAAAUCAGAUGGUAUAGUCAAAAUGAAGACUCCGGAACUUGUGAAUUGUGUAUUUACAGUGCUGAAUGAAAUUAUUAGUUCACAAAAUGUUACAAAUAAUAAUGCUGUUGAGUUAUAGUGCAUACUUUAUGUUCAAUGCUAUAAAAUUGUCAUAAAUCGUGUUUGAACAAACUUGUAGGAAACUCGAUAAUUGUAUUGGUUAUCUUGCUAAUAUUAUAAAUGCGAAUGUUUGGAUGGAUGUUUGUUUCG
Molecule: messenger RNA, 1117 nt
Organism: Papilio xuthus (Asian swallowtail)
Lineage: Eukaryota; Metazoa; Arthropoda; Insecta; Lepidoptera; Papilionidae
Exons: 5
Coding region: 123-986 (287 amino acids)
Source: RefSeq, a predicted model, not a curated record